CUGGUUCCGUCGGCCGUUAUCGGCGAAUUCACCGCCAGAGCACGGCCGUUAAUUAAAUUCUGUCACCGGAGUGUCACGGAACACACACUUAGCCCCAUAUGGCAUCCGGGGACAUCACUUUUGCGGUUGGUUUUGCGACUGUCAUGCUUCUUUCGCGCUCACGGUCUGUCAGGUCAGAUUUUGGAGACUUGCCCUUUCGGGCAGCGGAUCUCCCCAGACCUUGUGAGGCAAGGCAGCCCCGUGAGCAUCCUGGGACGCGUCAUGAGUUGAAACGCACCCACGCAUUGAACGGACGGGGUGGCACCGCUUCACGAACUUGAACACACCAUUCUGCACCAUGAUGAUUCUUGCCUAGUGGUCCUUGUUCUUUUUUGGCUAUUUUCACCGCUCGGCUAAUGCGCAGACAGGCUGUGUGUCUAUCUCCGAAGAUCGAAUCGACAUCAGGGCCGGCAGUAAUUGGCCCACGCGAAGCGCUGCAUAAAGCCAAGGCUCUCUGCAAGCGUUCAGCCACAGACCAAACAGCAGCCUCGACCCAGGCGCGCAGACACACUCCACCCUAAAACCGCGCCCGACGUAUAUUGUCAAUACCCGACACAUGGCCUGGUCGCACCGUGGAUCCACGCCCGAAUCAGCCUCCUCCUCCUCCCGAUCGCCAACCCCGGGUUCGCCGUUCUCUGAUAGCUCCGCCGGGUCCUCCCGCUCGUUCCGGGGCCGCACGGAUCGGCCGAAAGCCAGCACGGCCACGCAGGAGGUGCUCGACAAUGUCCUGCGCGUGCGGAAGACGUGGAAGACGCAGCGGGGCGGCGAAUGCGUUUGGCCGCCGGAUCUGGAGGCGGCAUUGCUCGAGGGCCUAGAAAAAUACGAGCCCCGGGACUCUCGCGAAACGCGGCUCCUCGGACGCUUCCCUCGGCGAAACCGAUUUAUAUCGGACUACAUCUACGAAAAGACAGGCAAGCGACGGUCGCCGAAGCAGGUCGGGAGCCGCCUGCAGCAGAUGCGGGAGUCGUGCGGAGGUGAACGACUGCUGCAGCUGCUCUCGCCGUUCGGGGCAUCCUCGGCGCGCUCGCCCACGCCGCAUUCGUCCGCGUCGUCGCCGUCCAGCAGCCCGCUUUCGUUACCCCGUCUCCCGCCGCCCGCCGUCGAGCUCGGGCAGGACUGUGUGCCGGAUGCGGUCAUGUACAUCGAUCUGAUUGGCCCCGCCGACCCGUUCCGCUGGACAGAGGAGCCGGAGGACGGCCUCGUCGGCCUCGUCGGCGCGGCGCAACCGCGCCGCAUCGAGGACAUCAACCCGACGGUGUCGUUCACGUCGCUCUCGUCGAUGGACGCGUACUCGUGCUUCACGGUGCGCGCCGAGGGCCGCGUGCUGCACGCCGAGACGGCGCCGCUGAUGCAGAUCGGCACGUCGCCGGCCGGGGUGGGCUACAUCUACAGCACGGCGCUGGUGCCCAAGUACUGGCGCGUUAUCCUGGGCUGUCCUGAUCCGACCCGCUUCACUAUCACCCACCUAGUCGUCCAGCACCAGGGCGCCGAGGUGCUCUUUUCUACGAGAUACCAGUUCAGAUAUCGAGCGCCGCAGCGCGUGUCCCUCCCGGCCUUCGCUCUCCCGACUGCAGUGUUUGACGGCUCCCCCGAGAGUCUGGGCCUGGCUCAGCCGUACGACGCUUUCGCGGGAGGACCCAUCCCGGACCUGUGGAACGGCGAGGCGUUGAGCGAGCCGCAGCCGCUCAUGCCGUGGGGGUCGUUCUUCGACGGCACGGGGUUCGACAUGGGCCUGGCCAGCCGGGUCUUCGAAGCCACCUCGCACUUGUCCGCCGCCUCCUCAGCGCCGAUGCUUCCCUAUAUUCUGUGAUCUUCUGUGCUCAUUCUGCUCCAGACUCUAUACCCGCUUCCGAUGCAUCUGGAACGUUCCGCAUUCGCUUCUUUACAUCUCCCUGCUGUAUCCCUAGUUGCCCCUACCCCAGUACUGUAUUGUGUAUCUCUUUCUCUUUCUCCGCGCAAAAAAGUGCAUCGAACCCGCAUCAUCCCUUUCGCGCGAUCAGUUCGGAUUCGAGGUCAUUGUGAAUUCGUGCAACUCCGUCCGCUUCUCUCGCGUCGGUUCGCGUCGGUAAUCAGCCUCGCGAUUAUGUAGUUCUCUCGGAGGAAGGUCUGGCGGGACGGCCCUUCCAUCUCGUAUCAGUGCCGACGAAUUGCCGCUGGGUGACCAAGUAUGCUGGGAGGCUGCGGACCGAUAGGACAUCGCCCGUCGCUCAGCACCGGUGUAAAACAAAGUUGGUGCCACCGUCCCUGACUGCUGAGGCCCUCCGCAUGAUGGGAACGCGCUUCUCGCGGAUUGAAUCCAUCAGAGCUGGUCCCCCCAUAGUUUAGAGAGGUAGGUUCGAUAAAAUGAUGAUGCAGCUGCGGCCGGGUUGCAAUGGCGCGAACCCCCGCUCGACGCAGUCUGGGAGGCUCUCUUCUCGAGCCGCGCCGCGGGAUGCCUCGCAAGAAACAGGUCCACCGCGCCUGAGUGGAACGUGGAAGGGACGGUGAGCACGGCGAGCGCCGGCAGCCGCAGAUUGUCCAUAACAUCGCACAUGAGCCGCGCGCCAUCUGCCGUGGCGGCCCAUCCGGGGUCCACCACCACCUCCACGGUCAGGCGCGAGACGCGCUGGGGAUCCACAUGCACGACGGCGCACUCCCGGCCCGCGCGCAGAUGCAGCGCGUACAGCACCGAGCGGACCGCAGCCGCCUCCGUGCCCCACGGCGCGUGCGCGACGUUGCGAUCGGCGGUGCCUCCGGGGCCAGGCGCGAGGUCCGAUACGUGGAACCCGCGCCACGCGCGCGCGAGCCACGAGUACGGGCCGGAGACGCGGAGUGAUUCGCGCGCCGCGACGGCCACGCGCCCGUUCUUGACGCGCGCGGCGAACGUGCGCACGAGCUCGUAGAUCGCGUCGAGUGCGGUGGAGGCGGUGUCUUCGGCGAUGUGCAGGGACAGCCUGACGUCUGCUAUCCUGGGAUGGCGCGCGACGACCUUCUGGAUCCCCCACAACCCCUCCAGAACAUCGGCGGGAUGGAAGGUGCAUUCGAUGGAGGACACGUUUUCGUACUCGAAGACGCGGGAGAGGCGGACGACCUUGAGAGAGGGCGUGUCCAGCUGGAGCUCGGUGGACGAUGGGUCGUCUUGGCAGUAGAAGGCCGACGGGACGCCGCUCUGCUGGAUGAAGGACCGGAUGCAUAUGUCGUUCAAUUCCCAACAGACACGCGAAACCAGGACGAGGGUGGACAAAGGCAGAUCAUCCAGGAUGAGGAGCCACAGCUCGGUGGGGAGCACAGGGAACGGACCUCGCAUCCAUCUGCGCACGGCCGGGAUGAGGGCGCCAAUGGCAUGCAUGAGGGUAUGGGCAAAGCGGGGUCUCGCCGUCGCCGGAUGGCGGUAGUCCGCCACGCCUCCUCGCGACACAGCCUUUGAAGCUGUCGACAUGCGACGAUCGUCGAUCAGGCCCAGGCCUCAGGUACGAUUCGCGUCGCCACGGCUGAGGACUCUUGUCUUGCCUCUAAAAACUGCAGCAGCGGCUUUCGCUUCCUCGUACGCUCGAUGGGAGAGACGCGAAGCUGCAGCCGGGGGUCGAAUCGUAGCGGUUGAAUUUAUAUCGUAGUGGGCCGAGUCCCUUUUGGUCCCUCACAUUGAAAUUCGUAUGAAUUUU
Messenger RNA from Mycena citricolor, 3680 nucleotides. The record is from the annotation of a GenBank genome assembly. Lineage: Eukaryota; Fungi; Basidiomycota; Agaricomycetes; Agaricales; Mycenaceae.